AUGUGCCAGAGUACUUCCGACGAGGAGUGGGACAACUUAUGGGUGGCUGGACUGGGUAAUUCGACUGUUGUGCUAGCCUAUGAAGACGACGAUGGAACUGGAUACGGCGAGGGACUGCUAACCCUCCACAACACGGGUACUCCAAAGGAGUACCCGAACAUUGCCAUGAUGCAUCCCUCGGAGGAGAAGGACACUAUCAUGGAGAAGGACCAGCUACUAGGUUUGGGUGGCUACGCGCUCAAGCUACCGGCAGAAUUCUCGACGGAGCUUUUCUUCAAACUCCCGCGAGGACUGCGACCACAGCACUGCCGGGAUGGCACACGAUAUUACAACGUGGCGCCACCCUAUGUUCUGAAUUCGUCCAGCCCCCAGUUUAUCAACCUCGUUCAACUUCGGCCACAUAAAUCAACGCUAGUUCUAUACACCCGUGGUGUCGACACGAUCGUGAACGGUAACGCGACAAUUAGUAGGAGGGUCAAGAAACUGGACAAGCCUGAUCCCGCCACCGUUGUGGGACAGCUCGUAGGCAGUCAGGUCGAUGAAACAUUUAUCUAG
Molecule: messenger RNA, 555 nt
Organism: Desarmillaria tabescens
Lineage: Eukaryota; Fungi; Basidiomycota; Agaricomycetes; Agaricales; Physalacriaceae
Exons: 3
Coding region: 1-555 (184 amino acids)
Source: RefSeq, a predicted model, not a curated record